UUGUUUCCUUGGUUCUAGUCGAAGACUGGUAAAUACAUACAUAUGCAGCGUCAUACACUCUCUAACAAUGGAAUUCCUGGACCAAAUCCUACUGAAACAGUUACUGGUGGAAAGACUCUGGAUUUGAGUAAAUAUGACAAGCUGAUUACUGAUGAUACAAAGAUUAAAAUUACUUCGAGGACUUUGUCGGCAGAACUCUGUUGUCCAAUUUGUUUAGAUUUAUUAACCUGCACAAUGACUACAAAGGAAUGUCUGCAUAGAUUUUGCUCAGAGUGCAUCACCACUGCUUUGAUGAGAGGUAACAAAGAGUGCCCAACAUGUCGUAAGAAGAUAGUUUCCAAACGUUCACUUCGUCCCGAUCCGAAUUUCGAUUUUUUGAUAAGCAAGAUUUGGCCUGAUAGAAAGCAAUACGAUGUUGAAUGUAAUGCAUCAAUGCAGCUAUUUCAAAAACAAAGCAAUGUUCUUUCACUACAACGUAGUAUUCAGGAGGGAACAAGAGCGCAAGCUGCUUGUCGAAAACAAAGAGUACAGGGUUCUUAUGAUUACGAAAAAAAAAGACGGAGACCUAAGACUACAAUAUUGGAUGGUAAUGACUCUCAGCAACAAUGUGAAGAAUUGUCUACUAGCAGUAUAACAGUCUCUUUGACUCCAGCUGCAUACUUGGAUAGUGAAUUGGAUAUACGAUGUUCUGAAUCUCCAAUUGAAUACAGUUUUGACGAAUCUGAAUCAACUAGCGAUUCGGGCGAGGAUUCUUCGUCGCUUUCAAGUGACAGCAGCAUUUCGUCUGUUUCUUCCACUUCUACAACUUCCUUCCAUAUUCAGAAACCAUUUUCAAACGUUGACGAUGGACAUCAAUUAGGGGAAAAUAUUGAGAAUAAUUUAGAAAAUAUGGCCGCGGAAAUGCGAAGACGUGGCGAUGAACUUGAUGUUGAGUUGGCACCAAGUAAGAGACUUAUUAAUUGCAGUUUGACCCCUUAUUUUUUGAACAACUCUCAUUAUAUUCGAACUUCUUCAGAUACAACUAUUUCGGCACUUAAUGAAUUUCUGAUGCAUUUAGCUAAUCAGACAAGUGGGUCUGUUCCAAAUCAAUUGACUGAUUCCAACACUACGGAUCAUGUCGAGUCCAACUUAUGUCGCAAUUCUAACAUUAAUCAAUUUUAUAUAGAUAGACGACAUCGGUUAUGUAAAAUCGACCCGUCUGAAAAUUUGGCAAAUAUUUUUUUCAAUUCAAUUAAUUGGGAAAAACAUUUGAUUAUUUUCUUUGAUUUGAAGUCAUCAAAUGAGUCAAGUUUGGAAUUAAAUGAAAUUAUUGGCGAGGAAUUAGCUAAUUAUAUUGAACGAUAUGCAAGAACCGAAUUAUUGGAUGUAACUGUUAUUUUAUUAUGA
Messenger RNA from Meloidogyne enterolobii, 1386 nucleotides. NCBI's taxonomy places the organism in Eukaryota, Metazoa, Nematoda, Chromadorea, Rhabditida, Meloidogynidae. The record is from the annotation of a GenBank genome assembly.